GAUUAUGACGUCACUUUUUACACCUUUCCGGCGUAAACAAAGCUGAAACGUGAUUCCGGUCAAAUGCUUUAUGAAAUAUGUUGCCUUCGUUGGUAACUGUUUCAAAAAAAUGGUUUGCUGCUAUGUUUUACUUUUGCUUUGCUUCACUGUAACAGUUAGUUCCAAAGGGAAAAAAGAUGACACUAAAGAAACGACAGAAUUUCUUGUCAAUCAUAUGACAGAUGCUUUGUUUGUCCUCAGACCUCCGGAUAGGGAAAAGUUUAUGAGAAAAUGCACUGUAGGUCAAAAAGUGUGUAAGGAAAAGGAUAUAGGUGAUAAGGCAGAUAUUAAAUGGGUCACUGGUAUUAGUGAAGAAGCAAAGGCCAACUUCUGGUCGUCUUACAAAUGUUUUAUGCACAGAAAAGAAGUUAUGUGUCCAAUUAAUGGUGGUUGGACAACAUGGACUGGAUGGGGAGAAUGUCAGGCUAAGUGUGGUGAUUUAUCAGAAGUCAAAAGAAGAAGGACCUGUAUGAAUCCAGUACCCAUGAAUAAUGGCUUGCAAUGUUUUGGUGUAAAUUCAGAACGAAAGUUAUGCGAAGGAAAAUGUACUGGACCAGCUAAGAGGGAAGAAGGUGAACUAGAGUCACUUGACUUCAUAGAAAAGAUUCAAGAUAUUUACCCAACGUUGAAUGAAACAUGUCUUCGUCAUCACUGUACCUACGAAUCACUGAAGAUGAUAGAGAAAACUGAUAUAAAGGAUAAAUUUUGGGAAAGUUUACAGUGCUAUAAAUACCAGAGAGCAUGUCCAGUUGAUGGGAAAUGGUCAUCCUGGAGUAGCUGGUCAAAGUGUUCUCCAGAAUGUGGAGAUGGUUUCCACUUCAGAUCACGUGAAUGUAAUCAUCCUGCUCCUUCGAAUGGUGGAUUCAAAUGUUUUGGUAAAUCUUACAGAGAAGAACCAUGUGUUGGGCUGGUGUGCCCAGAAAGGAGUGAAGUAAAUCCUCUUAUGUCAUCAUGGUCUGUUUUUCAUGCAUGUUCUUCAUCAUGCGGAAAAUAUGGAACAACAACUAAAGAAAGACUAUGUUUGAAUCCAUAUUCAUGUCCCAAUGGAAAGAAAACUCAGAAAAUUACAAUUGAAAAACCAUGUUAUUUAGGUCCAUGUCCAAAGGUGGGUGUGUGGUCAAUAUGGUCUAGUUAUACAAAUUCCUCAGCAGUGUGUGGACAAGGUAGAAGAAUGAGAUUCCGUGUCUGUAAUGAAGACAAACCAGUAGAUGGAGCUGUUUGUAAAGGCAAAACUGUUGAAAGAAGACCAUUGAAUGGAAAAUGCACAGCUGGUUCAUUGGAAAGAUUCAAGAAAGAGGAAUCAAAAGCUAAAUUUAAGGCAUUAAUGCACAAAGUAUUCCAGAAAGAUAAACCACCAGAUGGCGAGCCUGAUGUUGAUCCAAUGAAUCCAUUUAUAGAGGAUUUGUAUAAACCUUGGUCAGCUUGGACACAGUGUUCGAAAUCUUGUGCUACAGGUAUUCGAGAAAGAUUCAGAGGUUGUAAAAAUACAACAGGAUUACGAUGUAAAGGAGAAAGAUGGCAAAUACAACCCUGCAAUUUAGUAAAUUGCCCAGUAAUGGGUGGAUGGAGUGAGUGGGAGCCAUGGACUACAUGUAGUGUAACCUGUGGAUAUAAUGGUAUAAGAACAAGGUACAGACGUUGUGACCAGCCGUAUGCUAUGUUUGGUGGCUCCUGUCUUGGGAUAAGUGAAGAAACCUCACCGUGCGAUAAAACAGCCAAGUGUGAUGAAAGGAUAUCUUACAGUGACUGGUCCUCUUGGUCAGAAUGUUCCCAAACCUGUGGUAAAGGUGAAAAAUCUCGUGUUAGGAAAUGUAAUCCAUCAAAAAAGAACAAAACAAUUGUUUGUUUUAAGGAAGAUACUGAAGUCAAGUCUUUUUGUAAUGCUAAACCUUGCCCAAUAAAUGGUAAUUGGGGAAACUGGAAUUCUUGGUCAUCCUGCUCUACCAAUUGUGGCAUAGGACACCAUUUUAGGGAUAGGACAUGUACUUAUCCAGCGCCCAAAUAUAAUGGAUCCAGUUGUUUUGGACCUGGAUCAGAUAUUAUGACUUGUUUAAAAAUGCCUUGCUCAGCUACUAUCCAUAAAGGUGUGUCAAUGAAAAAUGGAUAUUUGUUAUAUAAAAAAAGAGGUUAUCCUGCGGGAUUUUAUUCUCUGUUUUUGUUAUUUAAACCAGCAAAUAACAAGAAGUCAAAUUUAUUGAAGCAUGAAUAUAAUGGAUGUAAAAGUGAGAAUACAUGUAAGAAUUCUCUGGAGCUAAUUAUAGAUGAAAACAAAAUACUACUCAAUAUGAACAGUUCAGGUACUAUCGUGACGAUUAAAACUGAGGAUGAGUCUAUACAGGCAAAAAAAUGGCACAACAUAUACUUGCAUCUAUCUGAAGACCGAUUGUUUCUUAGAUUAGAUGAUGGCAAAAAAUAUGAAACAGAGCUUAAGACGGACAAGAAAUUAAAAAUCAACUUUGAUGGAUUUACUCGAAUUGGAUCAUUUUCUGGAAAUAUAGCUUCAUUACGAAUGAAUUUAAAAGAAUAUGCAUUGGACAAAGAAAGUUCUACAUCAUUUACCUCUCCUAAAAGAUCUAAAAACAACACAUAUGUGAGGUUUAAAGCAGACUCCAUCAAUGGAAUAGUUGGUUAUUCUUUGUUUAGAGGAAAUUCUUACAUCAAAAUACCUGUGAAUGCAGAUGAUGAUCUAAAAGUAGAACUGGUUUUUCUGGCAACCAGCACUGAUGGGGUAUUACUCUUCAACAAAGGCCAAACAGCUGGAUCAUAUGUGUAUAUUGUACUUAUCAAAGGGACAAUGAAAAUGUGUGUUUCAAAUGGGAAAACAAAAAAAUGUGAGACAAUACUUAAUAUCAAUAUUUACAAAUGGUAUUCUUUAAGUCUUCUAGUUAGUGGGCAGAAAAUUGAAUUAAGAGUCAACCAAGGUAGUGCAUUUCAAGUGUCUUUUCUUGAAAAUGUGUAUUAUCCAGCUACUCCUGUUUGUAUUGGAGGAGGUGAAAAAGAAGAUCUUUUCAUGUUUAAAAUGGUUGUUGGAAUAAAAGAGGGAUUUCAAGGAGUUAUACAUGAAAUAUCAAUCGACGAUAAAACCUAUAGAAUGCAUGCAAAACCUAUCUUAAAUGACGAGGGAAUCAUUUCAUCUGUAGGAUUAACUAAUCCAGAACGUGUGAAUGUUGCAUAUGAACACCAGGAGAGUGAAGUAAAGUUCCACUGUGAUUACACAGAAUAUAAAGAGAAAACUGGUAACUCUAUGGUGGAAUGGUUUAAAGAAGAUGUUCUUAUCCAGUUGAGCGAUUUAGUGACAAUUGAUCAUAAGUUAAGUAUCUCGAAUACCACCAAUUACAGAUAG
This is a messenger RNA of Mytilus trossulus (common blue mussel), 3382 nucleotides long. RefSeq lists its product as uncharacterized. Bases 71 to 3382 code for a protein of 1103 amino acids. Lineage: Eukaryota; Metazoa; Mollusca; Bivalvia; Mytilida; Mytilidae. The record is from RefSeq and is a predicted model, not a curated record. The transcript is spliced from 21 exons.